Messenger RNA from Sphaeramia orbicularis (orbiculate cardinalfish), 1854 nucleotides. It is a transcript of the gene cldn33b, whose product is annotated as claudin 33b. Gene Ontology annotation, cellular component: membrane; bicellular tight junction. NCBI's taxonomy places the organism in Eukaryota, Metazoa, Chordata, Actinopteri, Kurtiformes, Apogonidae. The record is from RefSeq and is a predicted model, not a curated record. Bases 259 to 918 code for a protein of 219 amino acids. The transcript has a single exon. Gene Ontology annotation, molecular function: structural molecule activity.
AAAGGGGAGGGCCGAACAGACCCCUCUCCUCCCUGCAGCAGAAGAUGUGUGCUCCUCUGAGUGGGAAACGGUUUGUGAACGAGCUCCCAGCCCAGAGCCGGAGCAGUCAGCGUCAACCAUCAGAUGUUCAGAGCAGCUCCUGUCCCAUCUGGACAUCACAAGGCCUCUCCAUCUCAAGAGCAGAAGUGAAGGAGCAGAAACUCUCGUUGCUCGGUCAAGCGUGGAAGGCCGGAGUGAGAGACAGAGAGGGGCAGAAACAUGGACACGUGCGCCUGUGCUUUGGAGCUGCUGGGGAUGCUGGUCUAUGUCGGAGCGUGGCUCUGCACUUUGGCCACCACCAUCCUACCGCAGUGGCUCACCAUGUCCACCGCCCUGCUGCCUGUGGAGAGCUACGAGCUGGGCCUGUGGGAGACCUGUGUGGUCCAGGACGUCGGGGGCAUGGAGUGCAGAGCCUACGACAGCCUGCUGGGUCUUUCCAGUGACCUCAAACUGGCCCGCAUCUUCAUGUGCGCCUCCCUUGCUGUUGGCAUCCUGGGAAUACUGGUGGCUAUACCUGGACUUUACCUGGUCAACACCUGUAAGGAUCAAGGAGGCACCAGAACCAAAAGGGUCUUAACUAUCAUAGGGGGGAUUCUGGGGGUGGUGGCCGGAGUGCUCUGCCUGAUCCCUGUGUCCUAUAUGGCACAUUUAGCAGUCAUCCAUUUCUUUGAUGAUAAAGUUCCUGAUGUGGUGCCGCGGUGGGAGUUCGGUGAUGCCUUGUUCUGCGGGUGGGUAGGAGGGUUUCUCCUCAUAGUGGCCGGGCUCCUUCUGCUCACCUCCUGCUUCUGCACACAGGUGGAGCCUCAGCCGGCGCUGCAGCGCAGGUACCAGGUCAUGAGCACAGACGUUUCCUACAGGAAGCGAUCAGAAUACGUUUAACAUUUCCACUUCCACCAGGCUCAUUUAAGGGUUAGGGUUAGGAAAAGAGUAAGUUCCAAAGAGGAAGAUAUGAUGCACUGGCACUACUUCCUGAAAACAGAAAUCCUAUUAUUGGUGGAAAUCAAAAACUCUUUAUUUUAGAUAUCUGAUCAAAGAAGACUACUUGACCACUGGGCUCUGAUUAGGUUAGGAAGAAGGUGUCGUCCAAAAGGAAAUGAAGCCCGGCUUUAGUUUCUGGGCUACCUUUGUGCCAUGUUUGGACUGAUGUACUUUAGGUUGUGUUUUAGCCACAAGCUUAACAAAGAAAAUGGAAGAAUUCCCUUUCAAAUGAAGUCUGACAUCUGUGUUAUAACCCUAAAACCUGAAGAAAAAAAAGGGUGGUGAAAAGGGUGGAUGUUAACAGGUUAAGAAGUGAAAUAUAUAUUUUAAAAAAAACUGCAUAGAGACUGACGGCACUACACAAUCACCUGUAGAACUGCACUUCAUACUGAUUUAAAGAUGUAAAUAUGGUUUAUGUUCAAGAUGCCAAUAUAGGUUUGUAGAAAAAAGGAUUUCAGCAAAAUGCUUGAAUUUUUGUAAAAGAAAUCCAAGAUCAACAGUGGCAACUAUGUAGAAAAUAUCUGUAAAUCCUCAGUGAAUAUUUGCUUUAGCUUUUUUACAUUAUCUGCACAGUCCAGCUGCAUUUAAAAACUGCUGUGACCAGUAAAUGUACAAUAUGUUUUAUAAAAUGCUUUUUUUUUCUGAGAUGACUUCAGGGUCUUUCUCUUAUCACUUCAAGAAAAUAGUUUGUUUUACAGGACACUUUAUAGCCUUUUCCAUGCUGUGAUUGUAAAUUAUUGUUAAUACUAAAGCACAGAGAUUUUGUGUCUUGUUAAGUUUGUGUUGCAUUGUGCAGCACAUUCAGAUGAUUCUCAUAAACACUUCUGUUGAAAUUAA